This is a messenger RNA of Somion occarium, 1515 nucleotides long. NCBI's taxonomy places the organism in Eukaryota, Fungi, Basidiomycota, Agaricomycetes, Polyporales, Cerrenaceae. The record is from the annotation of a GenBank genome assembly.
ACGGUUGGAAAACGCGGGGAGUCUUCGAAUAAGGAACAUAUUACAGGCUCGCUUCAAAUUCUCUACCAGCAGCAUUCAUGCUUACUUUCUCAUUUAUCUUUUCGCCCAACGCUCACAUCUUCUCACACACAGACACAGAUGACAGUUUGACGGUGUAUCCGCAGGCCAUUCUUCGGCGAGAUUCGUUUUGACCCAUUCACAGCUCCCCAGGAUUGCACAUCCUCUUGCCGAGCAUGAUGCGCAUGACGACAGGCCUGACUGCCGUUGGGAAAUAGCGCGAAUAGAGGAAUUUUCCCCUCCCAGUCGGUCCCGCCCCGUAUAACCUCUUUAUUUUGGAGUUUGCCGUCGAUCCACUCAUAUUUCUCGAUUCGCCCAGGCACAGGAUAUCGAAGGAGAUUCAAGAAAUAGUACCAGAUUGUGUCCGCUUUGGCACUUGCAACCCGUGAUAACGGACCUUACGAACCUGGGAAUGCUUUGCUGACACAACUAGGACGCCUUAGUGGAUCGGAGACGCUAUCAUAACAAGCUCGCAAAUCUUAUCCUCGACUAGGCCGCCAAAUAUGAUCGUGACCGAGGUCGACAUGCCCCUGGUUCAUUCACCGAGAACUCGAGGCCUGAGGAUGCCGUCGGGUGUGCAUCAAAUCAUCCAAAGUCAAUCUUUCAACGUUCUCGGUGGAAUUGCAAGACGCUUGGACUUGCGUUAUAUGCAGUUUCCCAGCGUUCAGUGGGCGACUCUCUUGAUGCCAUCUCUACGCUGUAUGUCGUACACAUUCCUGGUGGUCCCCAGGAUAGUCGGAUGCCCGGAUGGUCAUUCUAGCCCAAUCGCCAGACUAGUCGACAUUGUUUGCAUGACCCUGAAAUUGACUUUGUCGACGACAGAUAUAGCGUGGACCAGCGUAAAAUGGUCGGUGGCCUCCACACGCCCGUUUUGGCCCGACGUUUCCCUUGAUGGGAUAGCUCCCGAGGCAAGACAGGUGCUAUCUCAUGUUUUGACAGCGGGCCGUCUAUCACAGGACUACCUCGUGUUCUUAAGCUUGAGGGUGGCAAUAUGUGGAAACGUAUCCACCUCGUCCUUGCGGCCGCGGAGAUCUUGUGUUUUUCGUGGCCACUGGGCGUCCACCGUGUUCAUUCAAGCCACCAGCUGGAGGUCGGAGACUAAUUGUAUUUCCACCAUUAGUGGGCUGAAAUGCAAUCACUUGAGAAGUGUAUAUUCGACAAGGUCGACUCUCGAAAUGCUGCUUUUGAUCGAAGCCGACACUUGCUGCAGGCUUACAACACACUUCUGAUUGACAGACGGGCAUUGGGCCGUCUAGUGAAACUCAUGCGCUUAAACUCAAGAAUGUGAUUUGCCUGCUAGCCAUGUCCGCUGAUUGGCUCGUACAAGUUGUGAUAACUUCUCAACGCUACAGUGUCGUCGAAUUUCAAACUCUCGUAUAUGUCACCGAAGAUGUAUAACGUAUGAGUAUUACUAUAUACUACAUCAGGCACCUCUUCCACCACCCGUGAUUCACGAUA